CCCCCUCGGAAUAUAUCUUGUCACGUGCUUUUCUGGGAUCCGGUGGGACGUGUACCGGUGGCGGUGAUUUUUCAACUUUUAAGGAACGAUAUCAGAAGAGAAUAAUCGAUUUGAUCAGAUUUAAACCCUAAUUCAUAGGAUACGAGGUUAUGCCUAACCAAGGCUAUAUCAUAAACAUAUCUUCCGAUGAAGAAGAUGACGACGAUACUGCGGUUGAGAUCCUAGAGUUUCGUAAUGCUACUACGAAUCUAUUAAAUAAUCCUCAGUCGAAUAACUUACCCAAAGUUGUCAAGAGAUUAAACGAUGUGGAAUGUCCCAUCUGCUUUGAUCAAGUUGAUAAUGCUACGGUGACCAGUUGUGGGCAUAUCUUUUGUUUGGACUGUAUUCAGCAAUCGAUCUCAAGCUCUUCGGCAAGAGGCCAAACAAGAGGUAAAAAGGGAGUUGGCUUAUGUCCUUUAUGUAGAGAAAAAGUCAUUUUCAAAAAUACUACUUUAUUGAGAAUUAAAACUGGACCUAAAGUUCAGGCUCCUGACCUAAAUGAAGAUGGAGAGAGGAAAAACGUUUGAGUGAAAGAAGGGGUUACUCUUGUGCUUACUCGGUUAUGAUAUUCGCUUCUGUUGAAACGAUUAAGUGACCGUUAGCAAUAGCUAAUUGAUAAUUAGUAGCUUUCACUUGCCGAG
Messenger RNA from Hyphopichia burtonii NRRL Y-1933, 680 nucleotides. Its product is annotated as SUMO-targeted ubiquitin ligase complex subunit. The transcript has a single exon. NCBI's taxonomy places the organism in Eukaryota, Fungi, Ascomycota, Pichiomycetes, Serinales, Debaryomycetaceae. The record is from RefSeq and is a predicted model, not a curated record. Gene Ontology annotation, biological process: positive regulation of transcription by RNA polymerase II. Gene Ontology annotation, molecular function: metal ion binding; transcription factor binding. Bases 150 to 566 code for a protein of 138 amino acids.